AAUAUGUUUUUUAAUUGGUUUUAUAGCGGAGAACGCGUAACGCUCUAGACUCGACCCGAGCAAUAAGGCGGCCAUUGUUCAAAAAAAAAAAAAAAAAAAAAAAAGAGAAGCAAUAAGGCGGCCGGAGCCCGAACCACCUUCCUCUACGAGUGAACAUUUUUGCUAUAAGAUCUUCAGAACUAUCAGUUGCUAAACCUUCAGGUGCCUUUGAGAUGUUGGCAUUUACUUCAAGUUCUGUUGGAGCCUUACCUCUAGCAGCACCAGUUUGUGCAGUUAAAACUAGAAGCGGAUGCAAGGGUCAAAAGGAAAUAAGUCCUGUCAGUGUUUCCACUCAGCUUCGACCUUAUGAUCCUCGAAGUGGGUUAAACAAGCUUGUGAUAAGUCCAGUAGGACUUGGGAAGCAGUUACGUCCUAUUUAUGGAACAAAACAUUGUAAUAGAAAGCAAUCUGCUUCUAUUAUAUGUGCUGCUGCUAUGAGUGCAAGAUGCUCUGCUUCAGGGCAAACUCAAACCAUAACUCGUGAGGCACCAACAAUCACCAAGGCUCCUGUACGAGAACCUACCAAGACGCCACAACUUGAUGAUGGUGGACCUGGACUGCCACCUGGUGAUGAUGGCGGCGGCGGAGGUGGGGGUGGUGGGGGAGGAAACUGGUCAGGCGGAUUCUUCCUUUUUGGUUUUCUUGCAUUUCUAGGCUUUUUAAAAGAUAAAGAGACUGAUGAUGGCGGCUACCAGGAUAGCAGGAGAAGAUAGAAAAACCACAUGUGAUUCUGACAUUCUACUGUAUUCUUUUUGAUUGGAUUCAUAGUAGACUUGAAUGAGAUAAGGAGAUAAUUGUCUGUCAUCUUCGCUAAUUAUAAAGUAUGGUAGACGUUGCAAUCUCACUCUUGGCAAUAUAAAGCUGCUUGAAACUUCAGGACCA
Manihot esculenta (cassava) is the source of this 921-nucleotide messenger RNA. RefSeq names its product zinc finger SWIM domain-containing protein 8 homolog. The transcript has 5 exons. Lineage: Eukaryota; Viridiplantae; Streptophyta; Magnoliopsida; Malpighiales; Euphorbiaceae. Bases 213 to 752 code for a protein of 179 amino acids. Gene Ontology annotation, cellular component: chloroplast. Gene Ontology annotation, biological process: chloroplast organization; thylakoid membrane organization. The record is from RefSeq and is a predicted model, not a curated record.